AUGUCGCUAAUUCCAUUGCUCCGUGAACUCGAUGACACCUUCAGCGAAGUUGAAGAUUUCUUGGAGGCACCAUUUGGUCUUGGCAUACAUCCAGUGGACAUCUUUAGACCUCGUCAUCGUUCUCUGAUGUUGCAUCCACGUAACCGCUACUGCCCAUACAUUGCCAGAUAUGGUCGUCCACGCAAAGAAUCCUCUUCGGAAAAGUCAGAGCUAAUUCCCACUGUAGGCAAGGAUGGUUUCCAAGUGUGCAUGGACGUAUCCCAGUUCACACCAAAUGAAUUGACGGUCAAAACUGUGGACAGAAUGGUGGUUGUUGAAGGAAAACACGAGGAACGUGAAGAUGAGCAUGGUUUUGUUCAACGGCACUUCAUUCGCAAAUAUUCACUGCCCAAAGGUUACGAUCCCAAAGAUGUCGUCUCCACAAUAUCGUCCGAUGGUGUGUUGACCGUUAAGGCACCGCCACCAGCAAUCAAGGGUAAAAACAACAACGAACGUAUUGUACAAAUCCAGCAGACUGGACCAGCACAUUUGAAUGUUAAGCAGCCGGAACAGCUGAAGAAAGGCGAUGAAUCUACAGAGAAAAUGGAAACCAAAUAA
Musca vetustissima is the source of this 597-nucleotide messenger RNA. Its product is annotated as heat shock protein 27-like. Lineage: Eukaryota; Metazoa; Arthropoda; Insecta; Diptera; Muscidae. Bases 1 to 597 code for a protein of 198 amino acids. Gene Ontology annotation, molecular function: protein folding chaperone. The record is from RefSeq and is a predicted model, not a curated record. The transcript has a single exon. Gene Ontology annotation, biological process: protein refolding; response to heat.